GAGAAACUAUUUGGCAAGGGAAAUUUCAGAUUACAAAAACGAAAUGAGUACAUAUCGACUGCAUUUGAGUGAAUUAAAUAAAACGUUUUAUAAAUCAAAUUGUGAUUUCAUCUCGUGUCCAAGAUGUGACAUGGACGAUUACAGUCGACUUCUGCGACGUGAUUCUGUCCUCCCCAUUUUUGUCAUCACAUCUAUGAUACGAGCACGUUAUUUUGUCCAUGUAAAAUGGUUCUAAGCCUUAGUUAGGCCAUUUGCGCAUGUGUUUUUGUGAUUCGAAUUUGAGUCGGCGCGUCGUCCAAUUGACUUGACUUUGAAAUGAAUUGGUCUCACUUCCUGUUGUUGUUCCCACCCUCGCCAUCUCCAUCUCGACGACGUAACGCUGAGCAAGGUUUCACGGCUGGAUCUAGGCUGCGGGAUCAUCGCUGCUGAGACGUUGAUGCUUGUCCUGAUUUAGGCAUCCUAUUGAAUAUUUGUUGACUUCUUUAUCUGUCUGUCUGUCUGUCCGUCUGUCCAAAAUGGCUUGCGCUGGAUUCACCUGCUCCAAGCACUCCCUGUGCGCGCUCAACAUCCUCUAUGUUAUGGUGAGCCUGCUGAUGAUUGCAAUCGCAGCAUGGGGGAAGUGGUUCGGUCUGGUCUCCAGUUUCCAGGUCGUGGGUGGCGUCAUUGGAGUUGGCGUCUUCCUCUUCUUUGUGGCUUUGGCCGGUCUCAUCGGUGCCGUGAAGCACCAUCAGGUCCUCCUCUUCUUUUACAUGAUCGUCCUCUUCAUGGUGUUUAUCGUGCAGUUCUCUGUUUCCAGUGCCUGUCUGGCGAUCAACAAAGAGCAACAGGAUCAUCUGCUGGAGGUGGGCUGGAAUAACUCCCGCAGCACUCAAAAAGACGUGGAGAAGACGCUCAACUGCUGCGGCUUCCGACAGGUUGACCUCAACGCCACCUGCCGCGCCGCUUGUUUCCCCAAUCACUCGUGUUUGCCGUGCGCCGAUAAGAUCCAGGAACACGCCGAUGAAGUCCUGCGUUUUGUAGGAGGGACUGGCCUCUUUUUCAGUUUUACUGAGAUGGUGGGCGUGUGGCUGACGUACCGCUACAGGAACCAGAAGGACCCCCGAGCAAACCCCAGUGCGUUCCUCUGAAAGCUGCUUCCGUCCCAUUUAGACCUGUAAAUAUGCGGCAAUGUGGUUUGAUAUUUAAAGAUGGUAACCACGGGAACUGAAAUGUCUCUUUCUGGAGAUUCCACUUUUGUCUUAACACUGCUGUCACUCCAAUCCAUUUAGUUAAGAACGUUCUGCUGAUUCAUCACAAAGUAGAUGAUUCCAAACACUGAAUGCAAUAAUCUGCACCAAACACACGCGUGUGACUGAAUUCUUGGAGACUUUGCCGUCUUGUCCUGCUUCCUUCCUUCCUUCCUUCCUUCCUUCCUUCCUUCCUUCCUUCCUUCCUUCCUUCCUUCCUUCCUUCCUUCCUUCCUUCCUUCCUUCCUUCCUUCCUUCCUUCCUUCCUUCCUUCCUUCCUUCCUUCCUUCCUUCCUUCC
Molecule: messenger RNA, 1525 nt
Organism: Syngnathus typhle (broad-nosed pipefish)
Lineage: Eukaryota; Metazoa; Chordata; Actinopteri; Syngnathiformes; Syngnathidae
Gene: tspan13b
Product: tetraspanin 13b
Exons: 6
Coding region: 516-1127 (203 amino acids)
Cellular component (GO): membrane
Source: RefSeq, a predicted model, not a curated record